Aspergillus tanneri is the source of this 1632-nucleotide messenger RNA. Its product is annotated as MFS transporter. The coding region runs from base 1 to 1632 and encodes 543 amino acids. Gene Ontology annotation, molecular function: transmembrane transporter activity. The transcript has 4 exons. The record is from RefSeq and is a predicted model, not a curated record. NCBI's taxonomy places the organism in Eukaryota, Fungi, Ascomycota, Eurotiomycetes, Eurotiales, Aspergillaceae. Gene Ontology annotation, biological process: transmembrane transport.
AUGGUAUUGACACAGCAGGGAAGACCAACCGCUUCGGACGACCAAUUUCCCACCGCUCAGUUAUUCCUUCUAGCAAUAUGCCGUGUUGCAGAGCCCAUCGCCUUGACCUCCAUCUUCCCAUACUCCUGGGUGAUGGUCAAGGACUUCCAUGUAGCUGACGACCACACUGCUUCCUUCUACGCGGGCAUCCUCAUCUCAGCCUUUUCGCUUGCUGAAGCACUUACCGGUAUGAUUUGGGGGGCCCUUUCCGACCGUAUCGGCCGCAAACCCGUGCUUCUUUCCGGCUGCUUUGGCACUACGAUCUCUCUUCUCAUCGUGGGAUUCGCUUCCAACUUCUGGGUGGCCCUAUUUGGCCGGGCGCUUGGAGGUACUCUGAAUGGCAACAUUGGUGUCAUUCAAACCAUGGUUGGCGAAUUGGUCAAACGGCCGGAGCAUGAACCUCGAGCUUACGCCGUGAUGCCAUUUGUUUGGUCAAUCGGGACUAUCAUUGGACCAGCCAUUGGAGGUUUGCUUGCAAAGCCCGCUGAAGGGUUUCCCUCCCUGUUUUCCCACGACGGUCUAUUUGGCAAAUACCCUUACCUCCUACCAAAUGUUGUUUGUUGUAUCUUACUCCUUUGCAGCAUCCUUUUCUGCUGGCUCUUUCUCCAAGAAACCCACCCAGACAUGCAACCAUGGAGAAACAGGAAGGAAGCCAUCGAUCACAGAUCCGUAGAACGUCCUCUCUUACCUACAGCUGGAGCGACUGCCAAUGCGGGGGCUGAUUUGCGUGCCGAAUCUUACGGGACAUUCAACCAAGUCAGCCUUCAGGAUGAGGAGGUGAUUGUGCACACCAACGGUUUGAGGUAUGGAACGUGCCCUUCGACCGAGCCCAUUUUUACAUGGCGGGUCACCAUGCUCGUUAUUGCGUUGGCCAUUUUUACGUACCACUCAAUGUCCUUUGACCAUCUUCUACCUAUCUUCCUUCAGGACAAGAGUGCCAAAGAGACCUCCAAUCUGGGGGGCACGGUUCUCGGUUUCCCCGGCGGUGUUGGCCUAUCCACGCCAACAGUUGGCCUGAUCAUGUCCACAGAUGGCAUUAUUGCGCUCAUUAUUCAGAGCGUUAUUUUUCCGACCCUAGCCCAUUACCUGGGGGUGUGGAGACUCUUUGUAGUUGUGACUGUUUUGCAUCCUUUGGCAUACUUUUUAAUACCCUUCCUUAUUUUCCUUCCCCAAACGCUUCUGUUCUUCGGAAUCUAUACCUGCUUAAUCCUUCGGAAUAUCCUCUCGAUCAUUGCUUACCCGGUCUUGCUCAUCCUAAUUAAGCAAGCUAGCCCUUCGGAUUCCGUUUUGGGGAAAAUCAACGGCCUUUCUGCAUCCGCUGGUGCUGCUUCCCGCACCAUUGCUCCUCCCAUUGCCGGAUUUUUAUACAGCACUGGUUCCGAAAUUGGCUGUACUGCACUGGCUUGGUGGGGAAGCACGUUGGUCGCGAUCAUUGGUGCCAUACAGUUGUGGUUUAUCCAACAAAAGAAACAUGCCUCGGUGACAGUUCGGCCGGUGGGACGUUGUCACUACAUCCCUGAAGGGUCCGAGCCACAGAAAGAAACCAUCCAUAUUAUCGUGACUGAGGCUGGUCCCACCACCUGUGACACCUGA